This is a messenger RNA of Megalops cyprinoides (Indo-Pacific tarpon), 384 nucleotides long. RefSeq lists its product as uncharacterized. The record is from RefSeq and is a predicted model, not a curated record. The transcript has 3 exons. Lineage: Eukaryota; Metazoa; Chordata; Actinopteri; Elopiformes; Megalopidae. The coding region runs from base 1 to 339 and encodes 112 amino acids.
AUGCCACGCAGCAAACUGACCAAUCAUAUUGUGGAGACACCCAGCCAUGAUUUGCCACGUGAGCUGUUACUCAGCCACAAACGGGUCCUGCAGGCAGGGGAGAAGCCUGAGUUGCAGCGCGUCCUGGAGCAGCGGAGGCUGGAGCAGCACAGGGAGCAGGAGCAGGCCCUCCAGCCACCCUCCGACCUGCAGCAGGAGCUCCGCAAGAGGCAACUCAAACUGCUGGAGUACGAGCGAGAGGAGAUAAAGAGAAGGGAAGACCAGGAGAAUAUUCCAGAGUUCGUGCGGGUCAAAGAAAAACUGCGACACAUCCAGGCAACAGGGGCUGAACUCCCAUGAUCCUCAGCAGAACUUCCUUGGUCCUCAGCUGCUCCUCUCCCUGCU